AUGGAGAACUUUCGGCUGAAGGACAUGGUUGACUUCUUAUGGACAACGGAUCCAAAUGAUGUACAUUUGCAGUUUUUCGUUGAAUUGGCAAAUACAGUUGAAAAAAACUCGAUAAUUCUUUUUAACACAUUUGACGAACUUGAGGAAGAUGUACUGAAUGCUCUAUCGUCUAUUUUUCCUUCUCUUUAUCCCAUUGGUCCGUUCUCUUUACUUUUAAACCAAAGUCCACAUCACCACUUGGAAUCUUUAGGUUACAAUCUUUGGAAGGAAACUGAGUGUGUUGAUUGGCUCGAAUCCCAGAAACCUCGAUCUGUUAUUUAUGUGAAUUUUGGCAGCAUCACAGUUAUGUCCGCAGAGCAAAUGUUGGAGUUUGCUUGGGGUUUGGCCAACAGCAAGAAACUGUUUUUGUGGAUCAUCAGGCCCGAUCUUGUCGCCGGAGGUUCCGUGAUUCUGUCAUCAGAGUAUGUGAAUGAAACUAGAGACAGAAGCCUAAUUGCAAGCUGGUGUCCACAGGAGAAAGUGUUGAACCAUCCUUCAGUUGGUGGUUUCUUGACUCACUGUGGAUGGAACUCAACGACUGAAAGUAUUUGCGCCGGAGUCCCAACCCUGUGCUGGCCAUUUUUUGCAGAACAGCCAACAAACUGUAGAUAUAUGUGCAGUGAGUGGGAGAUUGGGAUUGAGAUUGAUAGCAAUGCGAAGAGAGAGGAGGUGGAGAAGGUGGUAAAUGAGUUGAUGGUAGGGNCACUGACGCGUUGUUCAUAUCUCAACUUCAGGAUUUGUUUUUGCCAAAAAUCAUUUUUUUAA
This is a messenger RNA of Vigna umbellata (rice bean), 804 nucleotides long. Lineage: Eukaryota; Viridiplantae; Streptophyta; Magnoliopsida; Fabales; Fabaceae. The record is from RefSeq and is a predicted model, not a curated record.